Messenger RNA from Helianthus annuus (common sunflower), 907 nucleotides. RefSeq lists its product as uncharacterized. The record is from RefSeq and is a predicted model, not a curated record. The transcript is spliced from 2 exons. NCBI's taxonomy places the organism in Eukaryota, Viridiplantae, Streptophyta, Magnoliopsida, Asterales, Asteraceae. The coding region runs from base 4 to 726 and encodes 240 amino acids.
AAAAUGAGUUUGAAGCUUCUUGUCGACAGAAAAGGCUUUAGAGUCUUAUUUGCAGAAGUUCCAAAAGAAUUUGUGGACUUCCUUUUCCACAUAUUCUCUUUGCCUUUGGGCACACUCAUCGAGUUACUUGGAUCUAAGCAGAUGGUGGGCUGCUUAGGAAAACUUAAAGAUAGCAUAACAAGCUUCAAUGGAAACUACCUUCAACCUGGCAUCAAAAUGGAUGACAUCUUCAACCCCAAAACAGCUUUCAACGGUAAAACAUUUCUGUUAUCCUAUGAUGCUUCUUCUGGGGAUCAGUCCGGUGCAUCCAAAGCAGUUUACCGGUGUUCAAAUGGCAACACAACACGUUGCUCGUACUGUGGUAGUAACCCAUCUUGCCGGUCAAACGCGACACUGUAUGCGAAUUCUAUAUGCCCCGGUUGCAGUGGUUUAAUGAACGUUAAGAUGACACUUGUAACGCCGAGUCAGGUAGCAGCAACAAAGGAAGCGGAUGAGAUAAAGAAGCGUGGGUAUGUGAAGGAAGUGGUAACUUAUAUGGUCAUGGAUGAUUUGGUGGUGAAACCCAUGUCUACUAUAUCCAGUAUCACGCUCAUCAACAAGUUUGGUGUCAAGGAUCUCAGUCAGCUUGAGGAGAAGACCGUUUCAUUUGGAAAAGAUGAGGGUCUGAGGCUGUUGGGGGCAUCUUUGAAGACGGAUAAGGUGCUGACAACUAUCUUUAUGCAUUAGAAGUCGGAACAUAUAUGGUUAUGGGUAUGGUUUUUGAAAAUCUUUUGUUGUGUUCGAAUUUGAUGGUGAUAUGUAUGUAAAUCCCCUUGUGGAUUAGAACAUAGUUAUCUUCUUUUGUCUAUGAUCCAUCCAUUCCGAAAUUCGAAGGGGUGACAAUAUCACUUUAAGAUGAAACUUUUAA